Molecule: messenger RNA, 803 nt
Organism: Alosa alosa (allis shad)
Lineage: Eukaryota; Metazoa; Chordata; Actinopteri; Clupeiformes; Clupeidae
Gene: ifitm5
Product: interferon induced transmembrane protein 5
Exons: 2
Coding region: 222-629 (135 amino acids)
Cellular component (GO): plasma membrane
Source: RefSeq, a predicted model, not a curated record
ACACCAGGUUCGGGGUUUUUGAAAAAAAAACAAAAAACAAGUCAUUGUCAUUUAUGAAAAAAGGGGGCAGAACUAUACCAAAACUAUGGGUGUCUUCCUGUGUGGCCUGAGAGAUUUGCCAUAAACGGACACAUUUGAUGAACCAGAUUCAACCUGCUGGCUGAGAAGCAGCAACUUUCUGCCUUUUUAAAUAAGCUGUCAUCACCCAAAAACUAAGCAGCAUGGAAUAUGAACCAUUAAGCAAAGAGCAGGUGCCAAUGCAAGUCAUGACCCACGUGGUACCUAUCCGGGACGUCCAUGUAGACAUGCCGCGGGACCAUAUCAUAUGGUCAGUCUUCAAUCUCAUAUUCUGCUGCAACCCAUGCUGCCUGGCACUGAUGGCCUUCUUCUACUCCAUAAAGGCCCGGGACCAGAAGACCCUGGGAGACUUGCGGGCCGCGCAGGAGUGCUCAGACAAGGCCAAGUGGUACAACAUCCUGGCCUCGGGCUGGAACCUGCUGGUGCCCCUGCUCCUCCUGGGCCUGGUGGUGCUGCUGCUGGUGCACCUGGGCACCUCAGAGGGCUCCUUUGACUUCUUCGGGGAGGACGGCUUCCAGACCUUCAUGAACCUCUUCAGCUUCAACUCGUGAGGUAGACAGACAGACAGAUUUGCAGACGGUAGCACUCACGAACCAACCGAGGCACCUCCUCACAAUGGACACCUGCCCCUUCCACCAACAUCUACCUUUCUUUGAAGAGUAACUCCUUAUCCUUAAUUUCCUCAAAGUAACUUGAGUAUUACUUGACUUAUUAUUGUAUUAUUA